UCACGUCGCAUCUUAAACUCGUCCCCGGACUGCAUACGUGCUGCACACGUGGGGACCUAGAACUGCCAAGCUUGGAAGCUCAAGGAUCGUGAACGUCGUAGAGAUGGCAUGGAUUAAAGGCGUUUCAAAGCUAUAUAAGGCGGCGCGCCUUCCGACUACCCUCCCGCUAGUUGGAGGUUUUGCAUCGUUAGGUUUCUCCAAGAACGCGGUCCUAGGUCUCUGUCAGCAAGGAUGCCUUCUUACCAGAGCUUCGCGGCCACUGGCCUGGCACUUCUCACGGCCGCUGCGUCUGUAGGUGCCUUGCCUGUCAAGCUCGCAGCGAGAGCUCCUCCUCAGGCUCUGCCGGCGAAAGCUACCGCCAAUGACCUAAAGUUCCAACCGGCAAUGGACUUCGAUACUGACGGCUGCUAUAACACUCCUGCGAUCGGGCCCGACGGUACUAUAAACCCUGGUCUUGACAAUAGGAACACGGGCCUUUCUUCAGACUGUCACGAUCUGUCGGACCUGCAGAACAACAACGUUUACUCUCGCGCUCGUUGCAAUAAUGGAUGGUGUGCCUACGUUUACGACUACUAUUUUGAGAAAGAUGUCGCAAUACCAUAUUUCUUUCUUGACCCAGGCCACAGGAACGAUUGGGAACAUAUUGUCGUCUGGGCACAGAAUGGCGAAGCCAAGUACGUGGCUGCGUCGGCUCACGGAGAUUACGAAGUCAAACCUGCGAGCCAAGUGCGCUGGGAAGGAACUCACCCGAAGAUGGUCUAUCACAAGGAUGGCCUCGGCACGCAUGACUUCCGCUUCGGAAAUACGGACGAUGACAACAUUGAGAACGCCACUGGCGCGUGGUUCUUCGGAAGCCUUGUAUCCUGGAACGGCUUCCCGAGCACGUCGCUCAGGGACAAGUUAGUGGCUUACGACUUUGGCUCUGCCAACUUUGCGCUCAAGGACGAUAGCUUUGCAGGGAACCUGGACAAGGCUCGUGGCGGGUUUAUUCCUGAAUUUGACAUCAAUCUCGAUGACGGUUCGCCUGGAAAUCCGUAAACGUAACAAAAUGAAGGGAAAGCCGUCGGAAAGGGAGGCGUUGGACCCGGGACCUAGGUUUAGCGUUCAUGGAAUAUUUAUGGGCUGACGAACGCUUGGAUCUUGGAUACCCUACUAUCUACGUGUAACGAAUGAAAUCUUACGAGCCACCUCCAGCGCUAUGAAAACCCUCAAGUGUAUCAUUGUAUCAAGUAUGUCUGUCCUCAAAUAGUCCCGCUGUCGCACUGAGAUCUACGGCAGCAGGGUGGAUCGGACGGGC
Xylaria bambusicola is the source of this 1297-nucleotide messenger RNA. RefSeq names its product necrosis inducing protein-domain-containing protein. The transcript has 4 exons. The record is from RefSeq and is a predicted model, not a curated record. NCBI's taxonomy places the organism in Eukaryota, Fungi, Ascomycota, Sordariomycetes, Xylariales, Xylariaceae. Bases 232 to 1038 code for a protein of 268 amino acids.